AAUCUCGCACACUUCCUGCACGCAAGAGGGUUGUGGGUUAGCAGCUGGCCUUAAUACCUGCAGUUACUUUCCCCAAUUCGCUUAGCUAGCUACCUACAAUCCUGACGAUUUAAUUUGGAGUAACCAGUUGCACUAACCAACAUGAAUACAGUGUUAUCGAGGGCAAAUUCCCUCUUUGCCUUUUCGCUUAGUGUAAUGGCAGCGCUUACUUUCGGCUGCUUUAUUACGACGGCUUUCAAAGAUAGAAGCGUUCCGGUGGAGAUAAACGUAUCCAGAGUGAUGCUGAAAAACGUGGAUGACUUCACCGGGCCCAGAGAACGAAGUGAUCUGGGAUUCCUCACUUUCGAUAUUUCAGCUGAUCUGCAGCCAAUAUUUGACUGGAACGUCAAACAGCUCUUCCUCUAUCUGUCAGCAGAGUACACCACCAAAAGCAAUGUUCUGAACCAGGUGGUUCUCUGGGAUAAGAUUGUGUUGAGAGGGGAAAAAACAAAGAUCUCUUUGAAGGACAUGAAAUCCAAAUAUUUCUUCUUUGAUGAUGGCAACGGCCUUCGGGCCAAUAAAAACAUCACUCUGACGCUGUCGUGGAAUGUGGUGCCAAACGCUGGAAUCCUGCCCCUGGUCACAGGCGUCGGACACAAAUCUCUGCCCUUCCCGGAUGUGUACGAGACUACACAGAGCUACUGAACUGCCUGAUCUUGUUUGAAAAACCAUGUGAUUUCUUUCAUGACUUUUAAUAAAGGUUUACACCACGGAGCCCCAGGGUUGAGCUGUGUUUACAUGCAAAUAUUACAUCAGCAUUUUGCCUCAUUGAUGGAAACUGGAACAGGCCAGGUUGCCUGGGGUUGUCAGAACAGCUUAGCUUUAAAGAUAUGAUAUGCUGUCUAAUGGUGGUGAUGCUGUUUGAUUUCAUUGUGAGGUAAGAUGUACCUGGGACACAUCUGUAACUGCAGCUCAUUCACAGUGUUCUGUGGUGUCUUGACCUCUGUCAUCACUUUGGGUCAAAGGUCUUCAGCAGGACACAGCAGCAGAUUGUAAUUCUUACCAAUACAUUCAGAAGGGGAAUCUGCUCUUAAGAGUCUGCAUGUGAAUUCAAAAAAAAUAUUGGCCACAAAUG
Molecule: messenger RNA, 1114 nt
Organism: Megalops cyprinoides (Indo-Pacific tarpon)
Lineage: Eukaryota; Metazoa; Chordata; Actinopteri; Elopiformes; Megalopidae
Gene: spcs3
Product: signal peptidase complex subunit 3
Exons: 5
Coding region: 142-684 (180 amino acids)
Biological process (GO): protein targeting to ER
Cellular component (GO): membrane; signal peptidase complex
Source: RefSeq, a predicted model, not a curated record